Dujonia railenensis is the source of this 1383-nucleotide messenger RNA. The record is from the annotation of a GenBank genome assembly. NCBI's taxonomy places the organism in Eukaryota, Fungi, Ascomycota, Pichiomycetes, Serinales, Debaryomycetaceae.
AUGCUAGGUGGUCCCAGUUCCUUCUUGGUAUCGGUUUUUGUUCUUUGUUUGCAAGCAGAUAUGUUUCGUGGUUUAGCCCCUUCCAGGAACAAAAUUCUCGGGCUGCAAGUCGGCUUAUUUAGGCUCUACUCACAGAAACCGUACAAUGUUCCCAAAGCGUCAUUUGCACCACCUAAAGCAAAGCUGCUGCAGGCGACAGGAUGGAGAGCGUUCGGGCAAUGGCUAGGAGACAAUUCCACUCAGAAGAAGCUAACGAAGGUAUAUGUUGCAGGGUUCGGUGUUUGCUGUAUUUUUUUUUACUAUUACAUGAGAGACAAGUACUAUGAGGAGAAGUUCAGCAACUCGCUUAAGCAGAAGUUUCUUGAAGACCCGGACUCAUUGAACGAGUACGAACAUCUUAGGUUGAAGUUGGUUUUGGGAGACAAAUUGAAGGUCAGAGAACAGAAGACUUAUGAUUUGUAUCAGGCUUUGAGAAAGGAGCAAUUCAGAUCCAGUCUGCCUGGCUCCUUCCACCUGCCCUCCCCAGAAGAGUUACAAGAGUGGUACGACAGGCAACCAAAAAGGCUUGUAAAGAAGGCGCCGGUGCCUGAGGAUGAGGAACAUGUACAUGAGCACGAGCACGAGCAUAGUGAAGUAGCCACCAAUAAGACAAACCCAAAUAUCAUGGAACCAGCUGACACCACUGAGUUCUACGACGGCAUGGCGUCUGCGUACGACGACGAGGUCAAGUGGGAAGAGAGGGCCAUUCUUAUGGGAAUGCGUAGAAGUCAAAUCAUGUCAAGAUUGGAAGGUGACGUUUUGGAAAUCGCCUGUGGAACUGGUAGAAAUAUCCCCUACUUGCACUUUGAUAAGAUAGAUUCUAUAACGUUUUUAGAUUCUUCGCCUAAGAUGGUUGAGGUUACUAGGAACAAGUUUAGAGAGCAAUACCCGAAGUUCCUGAAGGUUGCAUUUACCGUAGGAAAAGCUGAGGAUUUGCUAGACCUCACUGGAGGGUCCAAGGAGAUUAAGUACGAUACCAUUGUAGAGACAUUUGGGUUGUGUUCACACGAGGAUCCGGUCAGGGCCUUGAAGAAUAUGGUUGGGUUAUUGAGACCUGGUGGAAGAAUUGUGUUGCUCGAACACGGUAGAAGUAACUGGGAUUUCAUCAACAAUCACUUGGACUUCAGAGCCGAAAAGAGAAUGAAGACGUGGGCUUGUAGAUGGAACUUGGACAUCGGUGAGUUGAUUGAGGACGCUGGGUUGGAUGUAGCCUAUGAAAAGAGGGUGCAUUUUGGUACCACAUGGAUGUUAGUAUGUAAGAGACCGGAAGAUCCAAUAAAGGUGAGCGAGAAGACAUUCUUACAAAAGUUGUUUGGUACCGGACCAAAGACAUCAGUUAACUAG